Molecule: messenger RNA, 3737 nt
Organism: Schistosoma curassoni
Lineage: Eukaryota; Metazoa; Platyhelminthes; Trematoda; Strigeidida; Schistosomatidae
Source: the annotation of a GenBank genome assembly
AUUCUCGGAUAGUCGGUACCACAAUUCAUGGACGAACCAAUGGAAUUAAGUAUAGCGUGUCUUGGACUUAGGCGCGAAUUUUGGUCAACUGUAUAAUUAAAUAAAAUUUUGAAACUAUAGCUGAUAUAUCGUAUCACUAUGUCAUUCUUAGCAACUGGAUCGCUCAUAGUUUUCGGACUGUUUUUUAUAUUUAAAGGCUUGCGCAGACACUUUCGUUUCGAAAUCGAUAAAAGCUCAGGACACUAUGGGGGCGAGCUGGUUGCAGAUGUCCUGAAGGCGCAUAAUGUACCAUUUAUUUUUACGCUUACUGGAGGCCACAUAUCACCGAUAUUGGUUGCUUCAGAAAAAGAAAAUAUACGUGUGAUAGAUGUAAGAAACGAAGCUUCUGCUGUCUUUGCUGCUGAUGCUGUUUCAAGACUUUCUGGUUCCGUUGGUGUAGCUGUUGUUACAGCAGGUCCUGGUCUUACUAAUACGGUGACAGCAGUGAAGAAUGCUCAGAUGGCUGAAUCUCCUGUAGUCCUUCUAGCUGGAGCUGCUUCUGGACUUUUACGUGGUCGUGGAUCACUUCAAGAUAUCGACCAGCUUGCUGUGUUCCGCCCAAUUUGUAAAUGGUGCAGACGUAUAGAUUACGUCAGAGAGAUUAUCCCUGUUCUUUGUGAAGCAUUCUAUAUUGCACAAUCGGAUACUCCCGGACCAGUUUUAGUUGAGUUUCCGAUCGAUCUGUUAUAUCCAUAUAAAUUGGUUGAACAGCAUACUAAAUUGUCUGACAAAACAAAUUCUUUAAGGCAGAAAAUUGUAAAUUGGUAUCUACGUUUCUAUCUUUUCAAUUUAUUCGCCAAUGGUUUCUCAUCGAAAUCACAUCCAUCCAAAACAAACGGUUUAGAUGGAAUUGUUGUCAAAUCACCGAAAAUUCCGCUUCCAUCUAAAAGACAAGUGAAGAAAUUAGCUCAGCUGAUAAAACUUUCUGAAAAGCCAAUCUUACUUAUCAGUAGUCAAGCUGUUUUACCUCCGAUUUCAGCUGAAGAGACAGCCGUUCACGUUCAAACCUUGGGGAUACCUACUUACAUGUCAGGUAUGGCUCGUGGUCUUCUUGGUCGAGAUCACCAACUUGGAUUUCGUCAUGCCCGUCGUACUGCACUUCGUGAAGCUGAUCUAAUUAUUCUCGCAGGUGCCAUUUGUGAUUUUCGUUUAGAUUAUGGUCGUGUGUUAAAUCGAAAGGCGAAGAUUGUUGUAAUUAAUCGAAAUAAGAAGAACUUAUAUCUUAAUGCUGACUAUUUUUGGAGACCAUAUCUAACAAUUCAAGCUGAUGUUGGUACAACCCUAAGAGAUUUAUCACUUGAACUACAAAAUUCUACUAAUGAACUAAAUUGUUCCACUGAAUGGUUAAAUAUUUUAAAAUCACGUGAAAUAAAACAAGAUGAAGAGAUUAAACUAAGCUGUCAAGUAGAAGGUAUUGAGCAUAACAAUCCACUUUCCGUUCUCUGGAAGUUGGAACAUUAUGGUCUACCAACUGAUUCUUCCGAAGAUAGUAUUAUUAUUGCUGAUGGUGGAGAUUUUGUAGGAUCGGCAGCAUAUAUUGUACGUCCAAGAAAACCGUUAUCUUGGUUAGAUCCAGGACCAUUUGGAACGUUAGGUGUUGGUGGAGGAUUCGCAUUAGGUGCUAAACUAUGCCGCCCAAAUGUAAGUUUCUACAAAUUAUUUAUUAGGGAUUAUAUAUAAAUGAAACAAAUUAGGUAAUUUGGGUUUAAACAUAUGACAGCUGCAUUUCUCCUAUAUUCCAAACACAUUUUUAGAGUUUUACUGAGUUAUAAGAUUAUUUCUUUCAGCUUUAGAAUAAAAUUCUUUUUUUAUUGGUUUUAUUCUUACGGGUAAGUUCAGCAUAUUGUAGAGAUUUUAAUUAACCAACUAAAAUGAUCAUCUUUAAAAUGAAUAUUUAUACUUCCUCUUGAAGAAUUAUUUCUAGAAGUUCCAAUAGAAAUCGCAGAUAUUCCAUACAACUUUCAACGAUAAAUCUAUUUCUUCUUGUUGAUGAUGUUGGUUUCUUUAUUCUUCUUUUCUUCGUUUUUCUGUUAAGUAUUUCAGUUGUACAGUAUGACGACUUGAAAUUUCUGACUUUUAACUGUCAACUACUUGAGUUAAGUUGCUUGUAAGAAGUUGGUCAUUAUGAUUAUAAACAUUUGAAAAUAUUUUAUAUACGACAGAAUCGGAAAAUUCCGGUAAUCAUAUGCCUCGAUAACUAUAUCCCGAAAACAAACAAAGAAAAAGACGAUAAUGAUUGGAAGCGAAAUUCCGCUUUAACGUAAACUGAUGUAUAAAAGUGAGAUGUUUAUGCUGAUUAUCUACCAGAAGGGAAAUUGUGUUAAUUAUGACUAACUGAUUCACCGUGCAAGGAUAUAGCAACGAUUCUUGAUGGAAUGUCUACAACUAAUGGUGUCUGUUACCGUAGUAUCCUUCAAUAGAAGCGGAGUCAAAAAUGACCUUGUCAUUGAGUCCAUAUUUAUAAAAACAGGCAUUAAUAUAGGCGAGUCUAAUAAGAAGUGGCAUUAAAAUGGCUCUUCAAUAAUAUAAUAAAAUUAACUCCUAAUACAUUAACUGAAAAAAUAUAACAACUCAAGAACAAGCUUCAAAAAUGUUCUGUGAUGACGUCGUAUAGAUGUAAAUCUAAUUUUAUAAUAGUUUGAUGUAGCUUAGUGUACGAGUUUAAACUAUGUGGUAUUCCGCGUUAAUAGUCUAGUAUAUAUAUGUUUCCACUGUGUACAACUAGUUUGGUGCGCAUUUCUACCUUUCUGUAUUUUCCUUUUCCCAUAUUGCUUCUGAAUUCUUGAAACAUCACUUUAUUUUUGGUUCAUUAUGACUGUUCUUUUUUUAGAGCAUCAAUGAAUUUUCAUGUGCACAGAUAAGCGACACUAACGAAUGAGUUGAGUGAAGACUCUCUCCCACCUCCCCAUCCCAUAGAUCUUUUCAAGCAAAUCUUCUACAACGAAAUCUACCACAGCAAAAAUUAGAAAAUGCUACAAAACAAGCUGAAAUAUGAUUUAUUAUAUCCUUGUUUCAUAACCUAAGAACUCACCAAUCACUUUAUAAUUAUGCCCAUCUUAAUUUUUCCAUGUUCUAAUAAUAACUCAACAGUUUGUAAUUCGGUUUUUAAUAGUUGUUCAUUGUCAAAAACUCAAUUUUUAUUUACUUUUUUCCCAUAUAGGCUACUGUCUGGGUUAUUUAUGGUGAUGGUUCAGCAGGAUAUAGUUUAGUUGAAUGGGAUUCUUUAGCACGUCAUCAUGCUCCUGCAAUUGCUGUUAUUGGUAAUGACGCUUGUUGGUCACAGAUUGCACGUGACCAAGUUACGUUUUUCCGAUCCAAAGUUGGAUGCCAGUUAAACUACACACCAUAUGAAGUAAUUGGAUCAGCUUACUGUAGAAGUGUUGCUCCUGUAUCAGAUAAUUUCAUAACUAAUAAUAGCAAUCUGGUUAAUGGUUUCUUAGUUGACAAACCUCAGUUGGAACAAAUAGUUCAUAUAUUUGAUGAGGCUAAACGACUUUCAAAUAAAGGGAUACCAUCUGUUGUAAAUUGUCUUAUCUCCGCAAGUAGCUUUCGAGAAGGCAGUUUGUCUGUUUAACACACUGUACCUAGUAUUUGUUUUUUGUAUAUGAAUUUUACGUUCAUUUCUGACCAUGUAAAUUUCGCCUUACCAUUAUAUCUAUUUACUAAUAAAUAUUUUUCAAUAAACAUAUAUCUUCACU